This is a messenger RNA of Drosophila obscura, 461 nucleotides long. RefSeq names its product signal peptidase complex subunit 1 (gene Spase12). The transcript is spliced from 3 exons. Gene Ontology annotation, cellular component: signal peptidase complex; endoplasmic reticulum membrane. The record is from RefSeq and is a predicted model, not a curated record. Gene Ontology annotation, biological process: protein targeting to ER. Lineage: Eukaryota; Metazoa; Arthropoda; Insecta; Diptera; Drosophilidae. Bases 99 to 392 code for a protein of 97 amino acids.
CAGCACUGUCUGUGUGUAUCAAAUCCACUGCUGACGUGCCGCAUUCGAAUUUGUUUACGUGAAAAAUAUAAAAUUUAAGUUAGAAAAUCUCAAGGAACAUGCUGGAGAUACCAACGCAUAUGGACUUUGUGGGCCAGGGAAAGGCUGAGCGCUGGUCCCGUCUCAUCAUCACAUUCUUCGGCGUUGUGGGCCUGAUCUACGGAGCGAUUGUCCAGCAGUUCUCACAGACGGUCUAUAUUCUGGGCGUGGGCUUUCUGCUGUCCUCCCUGAUCACCAUUCCUCCAUGGCCCUUCUAUCGCAACAAUCCGCUGAAAUGGCAGAAGCCGGUCAUCACGGACCCCAAGCCGCAGAGCGGCGACUCCAGCGACGAGGGCAAGAAGAAGAAGAAAUAAGGAUUCCAAACUAACAUAGCUUUAACGUGUAUUUCCCUUCUAUAAUAAAAUCUCUGUUCUCGUACUAAA